AUGGAUUCGGACGAGGACUUCGUCUCGACUAUUUCGAGCGGGGAUGAUAUUAUGCAAGAUGACACCGACAAUGAUGACCUGUCGGGUGCCGAGGACUUCGAUGUAUUCGACGACGAACCCGAUGACGUGCCCGGUAUUCCUUCGCAAAAGUCCGAUAAGAAGAAGGGCGUGUCAUUUGACAUCAGCUACAAAGUAUACACACCGCACGACAUAGAGCAUCAACAAGAAGAAAUGAUCGACGAGGUUAACAUGAUCUUGGAAAUGAGUAAAGAGGAUGCUGCUAUUCUAUUGCGUCACUUCAGAUGGAAUAAGGAGCGCUUAAUCGAAGACUAUAUGGAUAACCCAACCAAGGUCCUGGAGGCAGCUGGUCUAGGCCCCAGCUCCUCCGCUCCGCCAAAAUUAGAGGUCAUACCAGGUUUUGCUUGUGAUAUAUGUUGCGAGGAUGAGGAAGGUCUUCUCAGUUUCGCUAUGAAAUGCGGCCAUCGCUACUGCGUCGAUUGCUACCGACAAUACCUUACGCAGAAGAUCCGCGAGGAGGGCGAGGCAGCCCGUAUUCAAUGUCCCGCCGAAGGUUGUCACCGUAUUAUCGAUGCGCGGUCCUUAGAUAUGCUAGUGACAACCGAACUUGCCGAUCGAUACCAAGAGUUACUCAACCGCACGUAUGUUGAGGAUAGAGAUGCCCUCAAAUGGUGUCCCGCUCCCGACUGCGAGAACGCGGUUGAAUGUGCUAUCAAGAAAAAGGACCUAGACAAGGUAGUACCGACGGUUGCCUGUGCCUGUGGCAACAGAUUCUGUUUUGGCUGCAUACUCAGUGAUCAUCAGCCAGCGCCUUGCGAGCUUGUUAAAAGGUGGCUAAAGAAGUGUGCAGAUGAUAGCGAAACUGCAAACUGGAUCUCUGCUAACACCAAAGAAUGCCCCAAAUGUAACUCCACAAUCGAAAAGAAUGGGGGUUGCAACCACAUGACAUGUCGAAAAUGCAAGCAUGAGUUUUGCUGGAUGUGCAUGGGCUUGUGGUCGGAGCAUGGCACGAGCUGGUACAAUUGUAACCGAUUUGAGGAGAAGAGCGGGACGGAAGCGCGCGAUGCUCAGGCAAAAUCACGGGUAUCUCUGGAGCGAUACCUACACUACUAUAAUCGGUACGCGAACCACGAGCAGUCGGCGCGUCUAGACAAAGACAUCUAUCAGAAAACGGAGAAGAAGAUGGUGCAAUUACAGACGGCAUCGGGCAUGUCGUGGAUCGAAGUACAAUACCUAAACUCGGCGUCGCAGGCGUUGCAGACGUGUCGGCAGACUCUAAAGUGGACUUACGCGUUCGCUUUCUACCUAGCCCGGAAUAACCUCACGGAGAUUUUCGAGGACAACCAGAAAGACCUUGAGCUUGCGGUUGAGGCGUUAUCAGAGAUGUUCGAGAAGCCCAUCUCUGACUUGUCGGCGCCCAAGCUCAAGGUUGAUAUUAUGGAUAAGACGGCUUACUGCAACCGUCGACGGGUUAUUCUGUUAGAGGACACAGCGGACAACUUAGCUAAUGGACGAUGGACUUUUAACGUAGACCUAAAGAGCAAUGCUCCAGGAGCGAGCGGGACCAGCUCUCGCGGAUAA
Daldinia loculata is the source of this 1599-nucleotide messenger RNA. Its product is annotated as ring finger protein. Gene Ontology annotation, molecular function: zinc ion binding; ubiquitin protein ligase activity; ubiquitin conjugating enzyme binding. Lineage: Eukaryota; Fungi; Ascomycota; Sordariomycetes; Xylariales; Hypoxylaceae. Gene Ontology annotation, cellular component: ubiquitin ligase complex; cytoplasm. Bases 1 to 1599 code for a protein of 532 amino acids. Gene Ontology annotation, biological process: protein polyubiquitination; ubiquitin-dependent protein catabolic process; positive regulation of proteasomal ubiquitin-dependent protein catabolic process. The transcript is spliced from 3 exons. The record is from RefSeq and is a predicted model, not a curated record.